AAAGAUUGAAUUUAGGUGCUAAUAACUUUAAGAUGAUCGCAAGUGAUGCAUUUCAUGAUUUGGGAGGUUUGGAGGUACUACGCAUGAGAGAUAAUUACAUGAUAGAGCUUCCAUCUGGAAUACUGGAUACCGGACCGAUGACUUCCAGGCUAAGAGUAUUUGAUGCUUCAAGGAACAAAAUCGCUACCAUUGGUGUGGAGGUAUUCCACAAGGGACUGGUGUCGCUGACAGAAGUGAACUUGUCCUAUAAUCGCCUGAAGACGUUUGAGCCAUGGCCAUACAUACUAGAUAUCCCUGUGUCAAGACCACGGCGGUUCAACCUUCAGCAUAAUAAUAUAUCUCGGUUGACCAACAACCUCGGAUGGACAAAGACCAGAGAAUUUCGCGGUAGUGUAGAUCUUAGAUACAACAGUUUCCGGCACUUCAGGAAGGAACAAUUCAGUCAAUACCUGGCUGGAGCUGAACCAACUGCUUUCGAUAUUGGAACGAUGUAUCUCAAUCUCAGUGACAAUCCAUGGUUCUGUGAUUGUGGAUUUCACUAUGCUGUCAAGAUAGCCACUGAAACCUUUUAUCUUAAAGCAGCUCUAGACUACUUUCAGUGUCAUGGUCCUGGUGAAUUUAAAGGAAAAUAUUUUUCAUAUUUCUUCGAUCAUCCAGACCAACUGAUUUGUAAUAUCACAGAAAGAUGUCCUGCUGACUGCAAGUGUCAAGACCGACCUCACGAUGGUUACAUACUAGUGGACUGCUCCAGGUCUGGAGAAUAUACCGACUUGCCACAGACUGUGCCUCCAGGGCCAUUGUUCCUUCAGCUGUCUCAUAACGAAAUAUCUACAUUGUCUCACAGAGACUAUCUACAAAAUAUCACGCGUCUUGAUGUGUCUUCAAAUAACAUUUUACUCUUGAAAAAUUCCUUUCUCGAGAAAGUACCAAGUUUGGAACAUAUUGACAUUAGAAACAACAGUUUAAAGACCUUGCCUCCCAAAAUUCAAACCUUUAGUGUCUCAUCUGUCAAGUUCAGUGGAAACCCUCUCGUCUGCUCAUGUGACACUAUUUGGAUAAAUGAUUGGAUACGACGUAAUUCUGAGAACAUGUCUUCUGACUCCCUGUCCCAUCACUUGUGCUACCAUAAUGGACGUCAUUUACGUCUUGUGGAUGUGACUGGGAACUCUCUUGUCUGCUAUCGAGAUAUCGCCAUUAUUGUUAGUGUGGUGCUUGGAGUGUUGCUUCUCAUUCUCAUUAUUUGUACUGUCGUCUGCUGCAAGCGGAAAUACGAGUGUAAAGUAUUGAUGUAUAACUACUUCCGUGUUCAUCCAUUUGACCACGCGUCUUGUGACAAGGCUGACGAUGCAACUAAAAGACACGAUGUCUACAUAUCCAUAGACAGGGAAAACGAAGACAUCAGGCUUUGGGUGAAAGAUAAACUUUUGAAACAACUGGAAAAACAGAAAAAGUCCCGUCCAGUAUACAAAGUGUAUUACCCCUGUCGUCAGGACGAUUUUGGGGAUAGUAUAGCAGAUCAGAUGGUGGAAAACAUCAACAAAAGUAGAAGAGUUCUUGCUAUUGUAAAUAGUUCAUAUGUGAAAAACGGCUGGUCCAUAGAAGAAUUCGACUUCGCUCAUCGUCUUAUGGAAGAAACUAAAUCAGGUCGUCUGCUCGUUUUAAUACACGGUGACCUUGACCUCUCUACUGUGACACAGGAGCCGCUGAAGACCUACCUGAGUGGUCGUCAAUGUCUGAAUGUCUCUGACCGGUGGUUGUGGAGGAAACUAAGGUACGAACUGCCCCAAAGACCUCGAACCAACCCGACUUCUGCGUCAAGGGAGAGCCUCACGAGUGGUUUCAGUAGCAUUCACGCCUCUCUGUCCGAGAGUAGUGGCAUAUCCGAGAACCAGAUGGACAAUCCAAAUUUUGUGACGACCGGUGUGGUGUAGCCGUAGUGACAUUGACUUGAAUGCUGCUUUGUAGUUCAUACUAAUCUGUGUGUGGUAAGAAUGGUGUGGAAUAAAUGUGACAUUUUUA
Messenger RNA from Haliotis rubra (blacklip abalone), 2019 nucleotides. Its product is annotated as protein toll-like. Gene Ontology annotation, molecular function: transmembrane signaling receptor activity. NCBI's taxonomy places the organism in Eukaryota, Metazoa, Mollusca, Gastropoda, Lepetellida, Haliotidae. Gene Ontology annotation, cellular component: membrane. The record is from RefSeq and is a predicted model, not a curated record. The coding region runs from base 33 to 1931 and encodes 632 amino acids. Gene Ontology annotation, biological process: toll-like receptor signaling pathway; immune response. The transcript has a single exon.